GGGUGACAGUGAUCCAAUAGCAACAUUGAUCAGUGGUUUUCCUAGAAAUAAUAGUCUAAUAAUAGGUGUCUAAUAGACACCUUCAACUAUCUAUACUCACAACACACUGGCACAUCAGUGAGGGAGAAAUAGGGUGACAGAGGCAGAGAGGGAAAGGGCGGCAACCAGGAAUAUCAGGACUUAAGGCUGCAUGAGUUACAGCUCAGCACAGCUCAGCGAAUGAGUUACCAUUAUGCAAGAGCUCAGUCAGCCCAGCUGGAGAUCAGAGAGAGAGAGAGAGGGGGAGAGAGAGAGCAGCGGACCGAGUGAGCAGUGAGAGCACGAGUGAGCAAGCUGAGGGACGGAGAGGAGGAGGAGGCUGGAGAGAAAACAACAGCAAGUGAGCGGAGAGGAAGCAGAUUACAGCUGGAUCUCCCAUUUACACACAUACAUACACACUCCCUUACUUCAUCUGUACUUCAUCUGUUUCAACUCCAUGCAGCACGGCAGCAUCAUGAGCGGCAGCACAGAGGGGGUUUCCCUCUCUCCGCCAAGGGAGUGAGAAAAAGAAGAAGAGGAAGACAGGUGAGAAAAAGAAGAAGACUAAGGAAGAAGAAAGAGAAAAAUCAGAGGAAGUUUGGAAAAGAGAAGGGACGAGAAGAAGGAGGAAAGGGAAGCAGCAAACUUUCUCCUGAAGGAUCAUUCCUCCUGAUUUUGAGCCAAAACACCCAACCAUGAGGCUGUGAAUUCCUCUCCUCUUCCUCUUCACACAACACCUCUUCUUCAUUACCAGACCCCAUGUCUCCAAAAGUGGGUCCCACUGCUCAAAGUGCCAGCAGGCACCUCUGGAUGCUGCUAUGCCUCCUGCUCUGUGCCCUGGUCCUGGCUAAAGGCUCCACAGUGAGCACCGAGGACUCGCAGAGCACCAUUACCACAUCGUUGCCGGAGGACUGGACCGGCACGACGAUCCAGCUCCAGCCAGAUCUGCAGACCGAAGCUGAGACUCCAGCUGAAGCGCAGACAGACACGCAGACAGAAGCACAAACAGAAGUAACGACAGAGGCUCUGACAGAGACUCAGACUAAGGUCAUCACCAGCAACUAUACAGGUCUGUCCUGCAUCCCUGUCCUGCCGCCACGACGGGGCUCCUUCUACGUUGAAAGUGGCACAGGCGUGUCAGUUGGCAGCGUGUUGGCCUUCUGGUGCAGAGAGGGAUACCAGCUGGUCGGCAGUGACAAAAUCUACUGCAAUGUCAGGAAUGGGAAACCGCAGUGGAGCAACUACCUACCUGUCUGUGAAGCGAUCCCCAGGCCGGAGGACCGCGGCCUGAGAGUGGCUGUGUUGGCUUCAGUGGUGAGUGGCAUCGUCAUCCUCGCGAUGUCCCUGUCCUUCCUCAUCUGCUGUCUGCAAGAACGAUCCAGCAGGGACCGAGCCAAGAAGGAGGGCCGGAGCAGACGCAGAGAGAAGCACUCGGCCCGUCGCAGUGAGUGUUGGCUGGAGAGAGAGGAGGGUGAGUGGGAAGCCUUCCCUCCUCCCAAGAUCUUCCACCUCUCACAGAGGAUGAACCCCCGUCUGGCUCCUGACAGCCCCCUCUACCUUACUGGAGGCCUUAGUGGAUAUGAGAACAGAGGAUACCAGAGGAGUCAGGAGAGUUUGCUGAAGGCCUCCCUGCCCGGACUCUACCGCUCGGAGUCCCAGCUAUACCCGCACGUCGUCCUGCAGAGGGUCCCGACUCCGACAGCGCCCUCUGCCCCUUCUGCUCCGUCCGCUCCACUCUACCUCCACCUCCCCUCCUCCUCCUCUGCUGCCUCCUCACCCGCCCACACCACCACCAACAGCCAGCCUCACAUCAUGGCGCAGUACCCGACCCCGACGUACCCACCAAACCCCAACACUGCUGUGCCCGUCUACCCCCACCCGACACCGGCGCCCAUCUACCCCAACCCCAACCCGAUACCACAGCGGCCAUGGCAGUAGCUACGUCCUUCACUUUCCAUAUUUAGAAGGCACUGUGCCAUUCCAGUGGCUGACACUGAAGGAACAUGCGAGAGAAAGUGUGGCAGGCAGUUACAGAGACGCAUGAAGUCAUAAUCCCUGUUUUCUUCCCACAGAAGGCUGAAAAUACAAUGCUUCAGAAUGAAGAAAAAGUGUAGAAAUGGACAUUCAGCCAGUGUAGAAGCUCCCCCUUUUACUGCAUGCUUGCUGAGCUUUUCCUGCAGUUUGGACCCAACCACAAGGAACUGAACACUUAAGAUUUUCUUUCCUUAAUUCUUACUGAACUGCAACUGCUGCACAUUCUGCAAGAGAAAGUCCUGCUUUCUUUUAGCUGCCAGAAAUUACAAGAAAGCUUCAUGUAGCCUGUUGACAAAGGGACAUGGGGAGUGUACUAAUUCAGUUCAACCUUUGACCCUCAAGACCUGCAAAGAAGGACUUCAACAAUGGCUGCUACUGUUUUGGCAGCUCUCAGAAAUGUUGAUUUUUUUAAAAAUAGUUUAUAUUUAUUAUGUGAUUGGAUCCCUAUCACCCUUCCUGAUGUCCUGUUAAUCUAAUCUAAACCUAAAUAAAAAUACAGAUGAAGAUAUAUUUUGCUCUGAAAAUGAAGACCUACCUUCUGAAAUCUCACUCCAGAGCCAUGUGUGAUGUAAUAAAAAGGUUUCGGGUCACUUUCAGCUCUGCUAAUAUGUCCUAGAUUGACAAGAGGGCUUUAUGGGUAGUGAGUACACUGUGAUUAAAAUGCUGCUGUUGCUGCAGCCACUGAAUGGAACCAAUUUUGUGCUGUUUGUAUGGAUUUAAUAAUACAGUGAUUGCUUUAAAUUGAUCCCUUCUUUCUCACCAAAACUGUUAACUAAAUGUAACAUUUUUUUCUGUCUGUCUGUUUAAUCUUCUCUGUCUACUGCCACAACUCAUUCUGUCACAUCAUUAUUUAUUACAAAAAGUUGUUUUACAGUCAGCAGUUAGACUGGUGUAAUAUUCUGGCAUAGUAAUUCAGAGCCUCAAAUGGGUUUAGGAACAUAAGGAAUAUAAACGACUCAAAUGCUGACGUGAAGUCAGCCCUGGAUGGAAUAAUAAUUGAAAACAAUUAUCACAUACAGAGUUAAUUAGAGUCUGGUUUUUGGGAUAGGUUCAGACAAUGUCAGAUGAGUUCUUAAUCACAGAAAAUCAUGGAAAAGAUCUACUUGUGUGACAUAACUAAAGUUCUGAAUGUGACAAUGAAAGAAAUAUUUGGAAAUGUAGACUCAUCAGGCGUUGUUAGAGGACUGCUGUGUCUUUGAUGCACUGGAAAUGCACUGAUAUGGAAAGUUUGAGCUGGGAGACUGAGAGACUGAGGAACCAUGUCCACCUGUAAACUCACCUGGAAUCUCUAAACUUCAGCUUCAGCUUUUCAGAUGUGGAUAUUCUGCUUAACUGAACCCUAAACCUUUGUUAUCCUAUGUACAAGCAUUUAAAACUCUGUGCAAGGCCCCUUUACUGUUUCUUUAGUCAGUUUACGCUCUAGUUUUGGGGCUUUUUAUUUUUAAUAGAAGGAUGUGAGUAGGAACACUAAUAAACCUGCACUUUACAUUUUUUUGAAGGGGGGGAGGGGAAUUUAAACAGAUCGGACUGGAUAGUCUUAGAUAUGUCUUUUAUUGUAAACUAUUUGUUGUAUAAUAAGACUGCCAUUAAAGCUGAAUAAAGAGAUUUUUGUUUAGUUCAA
Molecule: messenger RNA, 3673 nt
Organism: Lates calcarifer (barramundi perch)
Lineage: Eukaryota; Metazoa; Chordata; Actinopteri; Centropomidae
Exons: 5
Coding region: 778-1956 (392 amino acids)
Cellular component (GO): plasma membrane
Source: RefSeq, a predicted model, not a curated record